GGUGCCCGGCUGUCAUGUCAGGAGCUCUGUGAAUGAGCUGCUGCUGCUGCUGAGGCGUGCAGCUCCUCAGCAGAGGAAUAAAUCCAGAGUCCAGAGCACCUGCAGAGGCCCGAGGAUCCCGAAGGAGCAGAUAUCCUCCAAGAGAUGGACCCAGUUUGGACCACCACCGUUCUCCUGGUGCCACUUGUAGUCGUGCUAACAGCUGGAGUUUUCUUCCUCUAUAGCGCUGUUAUCGGUCUGUUGUCCAAAACAUCAGUACGCAAUAAGGUGGUGGUUAUAACUGAUGCUUUGUCGGGCCUUGGAAAAGAAUGUGCAGGUGUGUUUCACAAAGGAGGGUCGAGGUUGAUCCUCUGCGGAAAAAGCUGGGAGAAACUUGAAGAACUCGCUGAUGAUUUGGCAAACGCAUCAGACCCGACUGUAACGUUUCCUCCUAAACUGGUGCUUCUAGAUUUUGGAGAUAUGGACAGCAUGCCCGAGGUGAUCGAAGAGAUCCUCGAGUGUUACGGCUGCCUGGACAUCCUCAUCCUCAACAGCAGCAUGAAGUUUAAAGCGCCUGUACAAAAUGUGUCUCUGGAGAUGGACAAGUUGCUAAUGGACAACAACUACUUUGGACCGACCACACUGGCCAAAGGUGUGCUGCCCUCCAUGAUCUCCAGGAGAACCGGUCACCUGCUGCUGAUCAACAGCAUCCAAGGCAAACUAGCUGUGCCUUUCCGUGCUACAUAUGCAGCCUCCAAACAUGCCGUUCAGGCUUUCUUUGACUCCCUGAGAGCCGAAGUGGAAGAGUACGGCAUCUCUGUCAGCACCAUCAACCACACCUUCAUCAGCCCCUCUUCAUCUGAGAGCACGGAGGCAGCCUCCUCCAAAUCCAUCUGGUCCUUGCUGUACACGAAGAAACCACUCGGCGUUUCUCCAGACGAGGCAGCGACUGAGAUUGUGAAAACUCUAAGCAACAAGAGGAAAGAGGUGGUAAUUGCUCCCUCGCUCCCCAAGGUGGCCAUCUACGCCAGGUCCUUCUUCCCUAAUGUGUUCUUUGCCGUGAUGGCUGCAGGAGUGAACAAUGCUGCCGCCUCCGAGAAGAUGUAGAGCUGCUUUAACGUCACCGUGAUGAGCGAUGAUGUUUAUGACAGGGUGAAACCCAUCAGUGGAAAUGUUAAAAAUGAAGAAUGGCUGCAAGCUGAUGAUCUCACAGUCGCUCGUUCAUCCAUGCAGUCUGAAAAUAAUAUUGAUGAUCUGUUGUUUGUGUGGAUUAAUGUUUAGUCCUGAACCUCCAGACUGCAUCUCAGUUUUCGUCUUAAAUUAAAAAGCUCUUAAACGUGUGAAAAAAAUGAAAAUGUAUCUGUUCUUGUAUUUGUGGACAUUUAGAGCACAAAUAAAAGUAUUUAUGUGUAA
Molecule: messenger RNA, 1392 nt
Organism: Larimichthys crocea (large yellow croaker)
Lineage: Eukaryota; Metazoa; Chordata; Actinopteri; Sciaenidae
Gene: dhrs7ca
Product: dehydrogenase/reductase (SDR family) member 7Ca
Exons: 7
Coding region: 145-1086 (313 amino acids)
Biological process (GO): intracellular calcium ion homeostasis
Molecular function (GO): oxidoreductase activity, acting on the CH-OH group of donors, NAD or NADP as acceptor
Source: RefSeq, a predicted model, not a curated record